This is a messenger RNA of Frankliniella occidentalis (western flower thrips), 755 nucleotides long. RefSeq lists its product as uncharacterized. The coding region runs from base 157 to 657 and encodes 166 amino acids. The record is from RefSeq and is a predicted model, not a curated record. The transcript has 2 exons. NCBI's taxonomy places the organism in Eukaryota, Metazoa, Arthropoda, Insecta, Thysanoptera, Thripidae.
CAAAGUAUGAGUAUCACAUAGCAACACAUUGUUACAGUUGGCCACAAUAAAGGAGACGAGGGAGAGGGAAAAGAUCACAACAAUGAAGGUGCUGUAAAUGAUAGACAAUUUAAAGUUUGCUUUUUGACUUUUUGACAAAGCUUUCUCAAAACUAGGAUGGGCAGAAAUGCUUACAUCAACUUUUACAUAUGGUAUUACAAUGAGCAUCGUGGUCAGGCACCUGUGACAACGAUAGCUAAAAGAGCAGGGAUAACAUGGCGCAAGAUGACACCACAAGAGAGAGAUCGUUUUACCGACAGAAACUACUUCCCAAAAGGGAAUGUUCCCUUAUACCUAGAAAAACGUAAGAGAAGUCCUCAUUCUUCUGUGGCAACAAAAAUGCAGUAUAAGAAAGGAAUGAAGACUUCAAGAAAAUCAAAUCAGAGGAAUCAUUUAAAACGAAAAGCAAAUGGAAAAAUAAAAGAAACAGCAAGAAAAGAGGAAAUUCAAGUAAAUUCUAACAAUCAAAUACAAGAAGAGAAAAAGAAAGUAGAAACGAGGACUGAACAGAAAGAUGAUAAUGAUAAUGAAAACACCGAUGAAGAAGAGGAGCCACAAGAAAUUACUGCAAAACGUAGAAGUAUUGAGAGAUGGAUGGAUGAAAAUCAUUACACCUAAAGCCAUCACGUAACAAAGAAAUUUAAAUUGAACGAGUGCCAACAACCCUAAUAUGAAAAUAUCUAUAAAUGUGACGGAAAAGAAAACUUACUCGUCCA